AGAAGCGAGUAGGGCUGCCUUUCAUCUUCUCUUUUCGUCGUUGCUGUUCGGCUCCGUUGCUUUCGCAGGAGGUGUAGGGAUUGCAGGCGUCGCUUCUUCGGCUCCUUCGUGGCUGUUCGCCUUCGCUCCUGCGACGACUUCAACCCGGAUCGGAAGUUACGAAAUUUUGAUCGGAAGCAAGAACGGGAGCUCGCUGGCUGUGAAGAAAGAACAAGGUUGAGGUCUUAUUGAUUUGGGGGACAUCAAGUGGUGCUAGGAUACGGAAAAAGAGAGGCAGAAGUAGUUAGAAGACAGAUCUUGGGAUUACAGGCCAGAGGUAGAAGGAGAUGGUUGUUAGGCGAGAAAAUAUGGAGACUGAAAACAUUAAUAUUGGAAUAAAGCAGGAAAAUUUAGAGGAAUUAGAUCCAAAAGCAAAAAAGUACCUACGAGGAGAUGGCGCUAACCUGGAGGUAUUACGGGAUAAAAGGUUGAAAGGGCAACUCAGUGUUAAAGAAAAGUUAUAUGGUCAAUCUGCAAAAGCUGCUGCUAUGGCUGAAAAGUGGCUUUUACCUACUGAGCACGGCUAUUUGGAGGCUGAAGGUCUAGAAAAGACAUGGAGGAUCAAGCAAGAAACUAUCCUUCAAGAAGUGGAUAUUAUUAGUUCAAGGAAACCAUUCGAUAUGGUCUUGAAAGAUUUAGGUCCCUACAGGUUGGAUUAUACAUUGAGUGGCCGAUAUAUGCUUGUUGGAGGACGAAAGGGCCAUUUGGCUAUGAUAGAUAUGAUUACUAUGGAUCUCAUAAAAGAAUUUCAGGUUAGGGAAACAGUGCGUGAUGUGGUUUUCCUGCAUAAUGAACAAUUUUUCGCAGUCGCCCAGAAGAGAUAUCCGUACAUUUAUAAUAGGCAUGGCACAGAAAUUCACUGCCUUAAGGAACAUGGAGCGCCUUUAAAGCUUCAGUUUUUGGACAAGCAGUUCCUAUUGGUAUCAAUAAACAAAUUUGGGCAACUUCACUACCAAGAUGUGAGCACAGGUGAGAUUGUUGGCAAUUACCGCACCGGGCUUGGUCGCACCGAUGUGAUGGAGACUAACCCUUACAAUGCAAUUAUAAGUUUGGGUCAUGCCGGCGGCAAAGUCACUAUGUGGAAGCCCACAAGCCCAAAACCACUUGUUACAAUGCUGUGCCACCAUGGUCCAAUAACAGCCCUUGCCUUCCAUUGCAAUGGCCAUCUAAUGGCUACCGCUGGUAUAGACCGCAAGAUCAAGCUAUGGGAUAUAAGAAAGUUUCAGGUUCUUAGAAGCUAUUCUAGUUAUGCCCAGUCCAUGGACUUCAGUCAGAAGGGCUUGCUGGCUUUGUCAAAUGGAUCUCAGGUACAGAUAUGGAGAGAUCCGGUUGGAAGCCAUGAUUAUGGAAGAUACAUGAAUCAUUCAAUGGUGAAGGGCUAUCAGAUUGGGAAGGUCUGCUUUCGGCCUUACGAAGAUGUGCUUGGGAUCGGGCAUUCCAUGGGCAUAUCGAGUAUUCUAGUUCCUGGUUCUGGCGAACCGAACUUCGAUUCUUGGGUGGCGAACCCUUACGAAACGAAAAAACAAAGGAGAGAGAAAGAAGUACAUUCUCUUCUUGACAAACUUCAGCCUGAGACAAUCAUGUUAGACCCAAGCAAGAUUGGAACAGUAAGACCACCAAGAAAGAAGGAGAGGCUAAGUAGAAAGGAAGUAGAGGCUGAACUGGAUGAGACUGUCCAGAAAGCAAAGUGCGUUACCUUCAAGAAUAAGACCAAGGGAAGGAGCAAGCCAAGCAAAAAGGCUAAAAAGAAGGAGGAGGUUGUUCUAAACGCAAAGAGAUCAUUUAGGGAGCUUCAUCAGGUAGAAGAACGUCCAUUGAAGAAACAGAAAGUUGAUGAAGUUGAAUUGCCGAAAUCUUUGCAGCGCUUUGCUCGAAAGAAAUUAUGAUGAUAUACAGCCUUUUGGCUGGUAGUUAUAGAGCUUUAAUCCAGGAAGGCCAAUUUUGUACUUGGAAGGGUAGAAAGCUACUUAUUAUUGAAGUGUUUUGUUGCAAGGAAAAUGGAUUUAGAAGCAUUUGAUGAAGAAAGAAAAAUUUGUAGAAGAUUUUAUUAUUUGCUGACAAUGUAACCAUCAAUUAAUUGUUUGUUUUUGUUUUAAUGUUA
Messenger RNA from Dendrobium catenatum, 2140 nucleotides. RefSeq names its product probable U3 small nucleolar RNA-associated protein 7. Gene Ontology annotation, biological process: maturation of SSU-rRNA from tricistronic rRNA transcript (SSU-rRNA, 5.8S rRNA, LSU-rRNA). Bases 327 to 1925 code for a protein of 532 amino acids. The record is from RefSeq and is a predicted model, not a curated record. The transcript has 10 exons. Gene Ontology annotation, molecular function: protein binding. Gene Ontology annotation, cellular component: small-subunit processome; nucleolus; 90S preribosome. Lineage: Eukaryota; Viridiplantae; Streptophyta; Magnoliopsida; Asparagales; Orchidaceae.